GCCGUCGGAGCAGUGUUGUCGCAGAAAGAUUCACAGGGCAAGUCGAAUGCAAAUGCGGAUUAUUGUCGAGAUUGACUACUGAGUAGGGAACAGACGACGUCGUAGACACGCACGCCACGGAAAUCGACCAGCCAGAACCGAAGGAAUCCGUUUCUACACAUAUCCGGAGUGUGAAAGUAAUGGCAUCGCAGCUGAUAGACCACCCACUGAGCGACGUGAAAACGAAAUCGGCCUACGAGGAGGCACAGCAACAACAAAGUGACGUGGAAGGAGCGUGCGGAGCUGCCAACCCCUUAGCCGCUCUAUGUACCGCCUCAAUUACCACCAAUGGCCUGGAUUCCAACACAGAAGGCGAGCGGCGCACCCUUUCUCCCAAGGCCCCGACUCAUCUAUCCGGGUCACCAAACACCAACGCAGCUACACCACCUGGCGGCGUUCAUGGAGAAUGUGCGACGGCACAGGGACAACAAACCCGGGAUGGACUGUCGUGCACCUCUCGACCAUGGGACCACCAUAGCUGUGGUCCCCUAGAACUCGCGCCGCUCCCAGGGGUAUCCCUGGACAGACAGCAGCGGUCGGUCGACCCAGUACCACACGACGAAGAAGACGACGACGACAGCAAGGACGACGACGAGGAAGACAAAUUCUACGCCUGGGACCAGUGACGAUGACAACGGACUACCCACGACGACGACGGACAACGGACUACCCACGACGACGACGGACAACGGACUACCCACGAUGACGACGGACAACGGACUACCCACGACGACGACGGACAAUGGACUACCCACGACGCGACGACGGCCACAGACGGACUACCCACGAUGACGACGGACAACGGACUACCCACGACGACGACGGACAAUGGACUACCCACGACAACGACGACGAAUACGCAGAAAUUUUUAGUAUUUAGAUAAUUGAAAAUCAAAUAAAAAUUUUUUAUAAAAAAAAUAGAUAUAUUAGUUACGUUAGCUAGAUAAAUGUGUGGGUGAUGGGAGCACGAAAUAAAAUAAAAUAAAAAUAAACUAACAUAAAAUGAAAUAAAAAAUAAAUAGAAAAUCCGUUUUAAAGUCAACGCAUCACAAUUUUUAUAGAAGUUGUCCGCCGCAUUACUACGGCUGCCUGCUUUUUCUGAUAGGUGGGGGAGUAAUGCAAUACAGAAAUUGCAUCUUGCAAAAGUCUUUGUCUUAAACGGGGCACGUGGGUACCUACGAAACGCCUAGGACGGGUAGCCAAUGACAGAGACAGAGAUGCGUAAUUGGUCAGGGCGUUGGUCAUGUCAUUGACCAACGACACGAGACGAGGCAGCCAAUGAGCGCGAGGGGUGUGCGUCCCGCGUGACCAGGUCUAAGACAAUGGAGGCGACGCGCAUACUUAAACGUCUGCAUCUUUGUUUUGCGCUCUUUACUAUUUGCAAACCCGGCUCCAUACGUAUACAUUUACUGUUGCUGUCACCGCUGUUCAAACCACCGUUAUAUACGUAAGUUGUGUUUUAUGCCGCGUACUCUUCUGUUCACGUUUCUGCCUUGUUCAUGGGCGUAUACGUUAGUUAGUUUAUGUUUAUUAAAGAUGUCGUUACACUCU
Molecule: messenger RNA, 1590 nt
Organism: Priapulus caudatus
Lineage: Eukaryota; Metazoa; Priapulida; Priapulimorpha; Priapulimorphida; Priapulidae
Exons: 3
Coding region: 180-665 (161 amino acids)
Source: RefSeq, a predicted model, not a curated record